AGUUCCUGUUGUAAGCUAUAUAAGAAUCAUUGAACGAAGUUAUACACAACAACGAUGGCAUCAAACAUUGUGCUCAAAAUGUGCUCCAUUUCAAUAUUUCUGCUACUUGCUGCAAUCCAUCCUUCAAUAAGUGUCAUCGACGAUCCAACCGACGCUCUGCACCGCUUCCUAUCUUACGAUGAAACCAACGAGUUCAUGUUUACCUUACUUCAACUAUUUCCGAAACAAGUGAGCGUUGAAAAACUGGGCGAAACGUGGCUAGGUCGAGACAUCAAUAUGAUGACCAUCAACUACAACGCGAGAGACACGAUCGUGUUGGUUGCGAACCUGCAUGCCCGCGAGUGGGCCGCUAUGACUACCGCGCUUUUCAUCAUAUUUGAGCUGGUCUAUAAUGGCCAUCAUCAUCCAGAACUAUCCCAGUUCCGCUGGAUGAUCGUUCCAAUUGCCAAUCCGGAUGGCUACGAGUUCACCAGGGAAAGAGACCGGUACUGGAGCAAGAACAGAUCACCACAGCCUGAUUCACAAACCUUUGGUGUUGAUUUGAAUGGCAACUUUGCGUACAAAUGGGAAGAGAAUGACAGGCCAGUAGAACCGAAAGAUCGAACCUACAACGGACCAGAGGCCGGAUCGGAACCGGAAACCAGAGCAAUUAGCAAGCUUUUAGAGUCCAUUGGCCCCGAUAUCCUCUUGUUCGUCGAUAUGCAUACGUUUGGCAAUCACAUUUUCCAUCCUUGGAGCUAUACCACGGAACCUGCCGAAAAUGUUGAACUAACGAAAGCUGUGGCACACGCCGGUGCAGAUGCCAUCCGAUUUAAGUAUGAGGAAUACUACACCGUUGGAACACCAUCACAACUAUAUCGACGGGUGUACGGAACGCCGAUCGAUUACUGCCAGUCUUUACGGAUACGUGUCUGUCUGUGGCUUGAGAUGACAAACAGUGGGUUCCAGUUUGAGGAGAGUAGAAUUAUGCGCUACGGUGAGGAAGGUUGGACUGCAAUCAAAGCAAUGGCAUUGAAGGCAGCUGGAGUUUUGUAAUUUCACCCUUAGCGGAAUUAAGUAGAUUGGCAACAUUGGCUGUUGUCUUCUGUUGGUAUGUUGGCAACAUUGUGUUUGAUUGAUGACUUGGAAAUAAAAUAUAAACAAUAAAGUAAUCAUUACAGCAAUGAAAUAGUACAAAACCUUAUUACGUCUCUCAUUAUCAGCGCAGCAAUCAAAACAUUAUAGGAAGCAUUCUUUAGGUAAAACUUGGAAUAUAAAAUAUGUU
Molecule: messenger RNA, 1264 nt
Organism: Anopheles gambiae (African malaria mosquito)
Lineage: Eukaryota; Metazoa; Arthropoda; Insecta; Diptera; Culicidae
Product: carboxypeptidase B1
Exons: 2
Coding region: 55-1035 (326 amino acids)
Biological process (GO): proteolysis
Molecular function (GO): zinc ion binding; metallocarboxypeptidase activity
Source: RefSeq, a predicted model, not a curated record